GGACUGUCGGGCUGAAGCUGAAAACGAUAACGUCCGUAUGCAAUGGAAUUUCCCGCCAAUCACCGAUUGACAGACGCCGUUUAAGCUUCCUAAUAUCAGCUUAUGACAUUUAGCCUCAUAAGGCUAAAUGUCAUAAGCUGCCAGAGAUCAUAAGGCUAAAUGUCAUAAGCUGCCAGAGAUGUUACGGUGGGCUCCGGAUACAUUUUUAUCCCGUAUGAUUCUUUACCAUUGCAUUAAAAGCUCCCCGAACGAGCGCAUUUUUGCAUAAUGUCCUCAUAGGCACGUGGCCGGCAAUCGCACCUGCGACCUAGGGCUCGGCAGCAGAACACCACGACCGCUGGUCAUCGCGGUGGCAUUUGGCCCGCGUUGAAGUGGCCCGGAUUGCACGAAGUAAUCCAUCGCCGUAUAGUAGAGCUGCAUCAUCGCAGCCCUAAGUGUCGGUUGAGACAGAACAGAAAUGCCAUGAAGUGGCCCCUAUAAUGCUUUCACAAAACGAACGCGACGCGCUCUACGCCGCCGUUGCGAUAGGAAGCGUUAGGAGCAGCGAGCAAGUGUUUUAUCUCCCGCGCGUGCGUAAUGCGGCAAUUUGUUUACUGUUCUUGCGCUACCCUUAAGAUAACGUCGUCACGGCCUUGAAGCCACAGUUCGUCUCUGCCGUGUAUACCCAUCACUCAAGUGACAUCCUGCAAAGGUCCUUGCAUGCGAGUGAGCUUCUCCUGCGCCCGAUCUGCUGGCACCUGCAGCUCUCUGAACUCGAGCAUGCCAUUGCCGUGCGUUGACAUUUCUGCUGCCACGUGUGUAUAAGCGAGUUGAAUGCACUGUGACCAUACCGAGAACACCGUGCUUCUCCUGAAGCAACUGGCUCCGAUGCACCGCAAUUAACUUGACACGUCGGAGCCAUGUGCUACGUGCUGACGAGACGGGGUAACUUCCCGAGUCCGGUUCUUCCCUUUCUCCUGGCCGGCAUCGCAGCGCUUGCUACCGCCAGCGGAAGCCGGAUUCGAGUCUCUACUCACGACCUGGAAUGGAAACUUGGAGAUUCGUCGAGCUUUCAAGUAUUUCUCGACCCACCGCUGAACGAGACGCUGUUUGUGAGCCUGGUCGCGUCCAAGGGCGAGGACCUGCUGGCCGACUCUGCGGGUCGUCACGUGAUUACACCGGGAUCAGAGGGUGGCAUCUGGCUCAACCUGACCGCGCGGAAGGCCGGCUACGCCAUAAUCCACCUCAACGCGUCACUGUCUGACGUCGAUUCCAGCGACGCCUUCGUGCGCAUCAGCGUCCUCCGUCUGGGCUGGCUCAACGUGCUGAGCGCAGUGUUCGGCUGGUUCUACUUCAUCGCCUGGUCGAUCUCCUUCUAUCCGCAGAUAUACCUCAACUGGAAGCGCAGAAGUGUGGUUGGCUUGAGCUUCGACUUCAUCGGCCUCAACCUAACGGGUUUCUUGGCGUACUCCUUCUUCAACCUUGGCGUCUACUGCAGUCCCGUCGUUCAGAGCGAGUACUACUCGCGCCACCCUAUGGGAGUGCUGCCAGUCGAGGUGAACGACAUCGUGUUCGGCCUGCACGCCUCGCUGGCCACAUUGAUCACGGUGCUCCAGUGCUUCUUCUACGAGAGGAAGGACCAGCGCAUGUCCCUGGCGGCCCGGGCGCUUCUAGGCAUCGUGUGGGUCGGCGCAGCGCUCUACGGCGUGAUCACGCUUACGGCAGGCCGCCACUGGUCCAGCCCGUGGCUCUUCUACCUCUACUACUUUUCCUACUGCAAGCUCGUCAUCACGCUGGUGAAGUACAUCCCGCAGGCCAUUCUCAACUUCAGGAGAAAAUCUACGAUUGGCUGGAGCAUCGGGAACAUACUCCUCGACUUCACCGGUGGAACCCUGAGCAUGCUGCAGAUGUUUAUCAUCGCCUAUAAUUACGAUGACUGGUCGUCGCUGUUUGGGAACUUCACCAAGUUUGGCCUUGGCGUGAUCAGCAUCAUGUUCGACGUGCUGUUCAUGCUGCAGCACUACGUCUUCUAUCCCAAUGGCAACAAUGCGCUCAAGAAAGUGCCCCACGACGAACUUUAGGCACAGCCCGCGACUGGCAGCCUUCCGCCCUUCAUUACAUAUGCAUACGUACAUUGCGUCGCUUUACAUGUGCCCUCCCUUCCGUAGAAAAAGAAAAAUAAGGACUGUUGGACGUUUGUUUCAACUGUCUUGUGCUAUAUAUGAGACCGAUUGCUGAAACAUUUCUUUUUCUUUCUAUCUCUCUCGUGCGAUAUAUCCUAUCAUGUGUGAAGUUUAAACGAAGUUGUGAUACUUGGGUUUUAAAUUUUUGGAAUCAUAAACAUCAUACGGAGCUCGGCUCAUGUGGUGCUCGUUUUCGAAGAGCCCCUCUCAAUUCUUUUCUUUUUUCGUAUUUCAAUACAAACCUGCAGGUAACUGAACCUGUGCAAGAAACAACGAAUAUUCGUAACAAAAGUGUGAUAACACGGAACCUUUCGCAGCUCUCUACUCAAUUCCGAAGAGUGGAUGUGCUUUUUUUUUUUUCGCGCUGUCCCGCAAGAACAUUUUAUCGUUGUUUUCAUUUUUUCCUCCUUGACGUACGACUCUUCUCCCGCACAACAGCAGAGAUCUCGAGCUCAUUUAUGUAUUUGUGUCGUCGAUUGCGAAAGUGCAGACACGGAGUGUCUCGCGAAUGUUCCUUUACUAUUCGUGUAAAUCUUGUAUACGUUAUGUACUGUACGCGCCGUUGGUGAAUAUAACACGGUUUCGAGAACAGUG
This is a messenger RNA of Dermacentor andersoni, 2756 nucleotides long. Its product is annotated as cystinosin-like. Gene Ontology annotation, molecular function: L-cystine transmembrane transporter activity. The record is from RefSeq and is a predicted model, not a curated record. Gene Ontology annotation, biological process: L-cystine transport. Lineage: Eukaryota; Metazoa; Arthropoda; Arachnida; Ixodida; Ixodidae. Gene Ontology annotation, cellular component: lysosomal membrane.